GGUAGUACCCCAUUUUCCAAUUUGCUUAGCCUCACGGCGGGCCCAUGGUGGAAGGGAAUUUGGAAUUAAAGGGAAAAUAUAUCGCUAAAUCGACCAUUCGAUUUUAUCUUAUAAGUACACACAGUACCUAAGCUUAUAAAUGAUUUAAGAAUGGAAAACGAAUGACGAGACUGGACGUUAGCGAGUAAUAAACUCUGAAGCGGUGGGUGGUGUGCGCACCUCCGAAGUCUGACCUGAAGGCCGCUCCGUCUACCUCUUCUGCAGCGACCUUGUUUUGGGUCAUCCUCUGGAAUCAGUUCAGAUGCCCUGGGUGGUUCGGACAAAGGAUCCGCUUCGGGAAAGUUGUAUUCCUGGUCGUAGUGUUGGUGUUUGCAGCGAGGCUGCAGUUGACUGACCCACUGAACAAUGGCUCAGUUUCCCACGCCCUUCGGAGGAGGUCUGGACGCCUGGGUGAUCUCUUUGGACGAGCGAGCCAAACAUGACCAGCAGUUUGUCAGCCUGGCCCCCUCACCAGCUGGCUACAUCACAGGUGACCAGGCCAGGAAUUUCUUCCUGCAGUCAGGCCUGCCCCCUCCCAUCCUGGCACAGAUAUGGGCCCUGGCCGAUAUGAACAAUGAUGGGAAGAUGGACAUGCACGAGUUCUCCAUCGCCAUGAAGCUGAUCAAGCUCAAGCUGCAGGGUCACCCCCUGCCCCCCUCUCUGCCCCCCUCCAUGUUGCAGCCGCCCCUCACCCUGCCCCCGCCACCCACCGCACCCUUUGGAAUGCAUGGUUUAGGGGUAAUGCCAGGCCUCCCAGCUGUCCCUCCAUUACCCAUGCCCCCUAUGCCAGGGGUGGGUAUGUCCCCCCCUCUGGUGUCGUCGGUUCCCCCGUCUGUACCCCCCUUGGCCAACGGAGCGCCAAUGACGGGCUUCUCCCACCCAGCCACCACACUCAACAAAAGCUCUUCUUCCAACCGCUCCGGUGCCAAGAUGCAGGGCCAGUCUUUUGAGACUUCUAGCUCCCCUGUGCCCCCCCAGCCUCCCACUGACUGGGCUGUUCCCAGCUCGUCCCGGCUAAAGUACCGGCAGCUCUUCAACAGCCACGACAAGAUGAUGAGCGGCCACCUCACCGGACCCCAAGCAAGAACCAUCCUGAUGCAGUCCAGCUUGCCCCAGACCUCGCUGGCAUCCAUAUGGAACCUGUCGGACAUCGACCAGGACGGCAAGCUGACGGCCGAGGAGUUCAUCCUGGCCAUGCACCUGAUUGACAUGGCCAUGUCCGGCCUGCCCCUGCCCCCUAUCCUGCCCCCAGACUUCAUCCCCCCCACCUUUAGGAGGGUACGUAGUGGUAGCGGGGUGUCUGUCACCAGCCUGCACUCCACUGACCAGCGGGUCCAAGAGGAGGCCGAAGAGGAGCAGGAGAGCGAGAAACAGAAGCUGGAGAAACUGACUUUCGAGGACAGGAAGCGGGAGAACUUUGAGCGGGGCAACCUGGAGCUGGAGAAGCGUCGACAGGCCCUGCUUGAGCUGCAGCGCAAGGAGCAGGAGCGUCUGGCGGCGCUGGAGCGCGAGGAGCAGGAGAGGAAGGAGCGCGAGCGGCUCGAGCAGGAGAGGCGGCGGCAGCAGGAGCUGGAGAAGCAGCUGGAGAGGCAGAGGGAGAUGGAGAGGCAGCGGGAGGAGGAAAGACGCAAGGAGAUUGAGAGGAGAGAGGCGGCAAAGCGGGAGAUGGAGCGUCAGCGUCAGUUGGAGUGGGAGAGGAACCGCCGGCAGGAGCUGCUGACCCAGAGGAACCGAGAGCAGGAGAACAUUGUCCUGCUCAAAGCCCGCAAAAAGACCCUGGAGUUAGAGCUGGAGGCACUGAACGACAAGAAGAGCCAGCUGGAGGGCAAGCUGCAGGACAUCCGCUUCCGCCUGUCUGCCCAGCGGCAUGAGAUCGAGAGCACCAACAAGACCCGCGAGGUCCGCAUCGCUGAGAUCACCCACCUCCAACAGCAGCUGCAGGACUCUCAGCAUUGGCUCGGCAGGCUGAUCCCUGACAAACAGUGUCUAAACGAACAACUCAAACAGGUUCAGCAGAACAGCCUGCACAGAGACUCCCUGUCGUCGCUGCAGAAGGCGUUGGAGGUCAAGGAGUCUAGUCGGCAGCAGCUGAGAGAACAGCUUGACACCGUGGAGAGAGAGACCCGCUCCAAGCUGCUGGAGAUAGAUGCCUUCAACACCCAGCUCAAGUCUCUGGCUGUGUUCUAUCAGGGCCACACUGCCCGGAUAGAGGGCCUCCGUCUGGAGCUGCUGCUGGAGGAGCAGAGGGGGCGACAGGAGCUCCGAGAGAUCCACAGCAAGCAGCAGAGGCAAAAGCAGAAGGAUCACCUGGAGGGAGAAAUCAACAUCCAAGCCAUCGCCCAGGAGAGGGCCAAGUCCGCCGAGCUCACAGACGGAAGGUUGUCUGCCACUGACGAGGGCCUGGCGUGGCGAGAUGAGGGCACGGUGGAGGCCCCCACCCCACCCCCCCAGCCCUGGAUGAAGCGCGUGAGUGAGGAGGAGGGGCGCACUAAGAAGGACAUGCAGGACAAACUCAACCAGCUCUUCAUGCAGCAGCCUGAACCAGGGAAACUCAUGAACCAGAGCCCGUGGCCCACGGGCGACAAGAUUCCGGUGACUGGGUUCAACCAGGACAAGGUCAAGGUGGUCUUCUACCGGGCGCUGUACCCCUUUGAUGCCCGCAGUCACGAUGAGAUCACCAUCACCCCCGGAGACAUUGUCAUGGUGAAAGGGGAGUGGGUGGACGAGUCCCAGACAGGUGAGCCAGGCUGGCUGGGCGGCGAGCUGAAGGGGAAGACGGGCUGGUUCCCUGCUAACUACGCAGAGAAGAUCCCAGAAACAGAGGUUCCCAUGAGCCUGCGGGCCAGUGCUGCCACCACGGGCGCUGCGCCCAAACUGGCCUCACGGCUCACACCCACCGCCGUCUCCACCACACCCACGCCACCCAGCCAGCCAAUGGCAACCCCUCCCCCGGCAACAGCUCCCCCUGCCCCUGGUCCCUGCCCUGGCCCUGGUCCCGCCUCUUCCUCCUCCUCUGCAUCUAGUAACUGGGCAGAUUUCAGCACCACAUGGCCGUCCACCAGCUCUGUAGAGAAGACUGAGACUGGGGAGGGCUGGGACGCUUGGCCCACCCAGCCAUCUCUCUCUGUGCCCAGUGCCGGGCCCGGGGGCCAGCUGCGCCAGCGCUCUGCCUUCACACCCGCCACCCUCACUGGCUCCUCUCCGUCUCCCGUCCUGGGACAGGGGGAGAAGGUGGAGGGCUUGCAGGCCCAGGCACUGUACCCAUGGCGGGCCAAGAAGGACAACCACCUCAACUUCAACAAGAGCCACGUGAUCACAGUGCUGGAGCAGCAGGACAUGUGGUGGUUCGGCGAGGUGCAGGGCCAGCGGGGCUGGUUCCCCAAGUCCUACGUCAAGCUCAUCUCUGGCCCCGUACGCAAGUCCAUGAGCAUUGAGUCUGGCUCGUCCGACAGCCCCCCGAUCAUGAAGAGACCCACCCCGUCCCCUACCAAGUCCAUGGACCCAGGAGAAGAAUACAUAGCCAUGUACACCUACGAGAGCAACGAGCAGGGCGACCUGACCUUCCAGCAGGGCGACGUCAUCGUGGUCACCAAGAAGGAGGGCGACUGGUGGACGGGCGUGGUCUCAGGCAAGACGGGGGUAUUCCCUUCCAACUACGUCAAACCCAAGGACUCUGAGGGACUGGGACCCGCAGGGAAGACUGGAAGCCUGGGGAAGAAGCCCGAGAUAGCCCAGGUCAUCGCCCCGUACACGGCCACGGGGGCCGAGCAGCUCACCCUGGCGCCCGGCCAGCUCAUCCUCAUCAGGAAGAAGAACCCGGGGGGCUGGUGGGAAGGGGAGCUGCAGGCUCGGGGAAAGAAGCGGCAGAUUGGCUGGUUCCCGGCCAACUACGUGAAGCUCCUGAGCCCCAGCACCAGUAAGACCACGCCCACAGAACCCACACCCCCCAAGCUGCCAAUGCCCAGUGCAGGUAGGGGCCAGGAGCAGGGAUCUGACGGGGGCCCGCCAGGGCCUUGGGGCCCCUCCUUGACUCAACAUAUGACGGCAGUGUGUCAGGUGAUUGGCAUGUACGACUACAUGGCGCAGAAUGAUGACGAACUGCCCUUUGGGAAGGGCCAGAUCAUCAAUGUGCUGAGCAGGGAAGACCCUGAUUGGUGGAAAGGCGAGCUGAACGGUUCCGUGGGCCUCUUCCCCUCCAACUACGUCAAACUGACCACCGACACAGACCCCAGCCAACAAUGGUGCGCGGACCUGCACCUGCUGGACAUGCUGACCCCCGUUGAGAGGAAGAGACAGGGCUACACGCACGAGCUCAUCGUCACCGAGGAGAACUAUGUCAAUGACCUGCAGCUCGUCACCGAGGUCUUUCAGAAGCCUCUGCUGGAGUCGGAGCUGCUGACAGAGAAAGAGGUGGCCAUGAUCUUCGUCAACUGGAAGGAGCUCAUCAUGUGUAACAUCAAGCUGCUCAAGGCUCUGAGGGUUAGGAAGAAGAUGUCGGGCGAGCGGAUGCCGGUGAAGAUGAUUGGAGACAUCCUGACGGCCCAGCUGCCCCACAUGCAGCCCUACAUCCGCUUCUGCAGCUGCCAGCUCAACGGAGCCACGCUCAUCCAGCAGAAGACCGACGAGGUGCCUGAGUUCAAGGACUUUGUCAAGAGACUGGCCAUGGACCCAGGUUGUAAGGGAAUGCCCCUCUCCAGCUUCCUCCUCAAACCCAUGCAAAGGGUGACGCGCUACCCCCUCAUCAUCAAAAAUAUCCUAGAGAAUACUCCGGAGGCUCACCCGGACCAUAGCCAUCUGAAGCAGGCUCUGGAGAAGGCUGAGGAGCUGUGCUCCCAGGUCAACGAGGGUGUCAGGGAGAAGGAGAACUCUGACCGGCUGGAGUGGAUCCAGGCCCACGUCCAGUGUGAGGGGCUGUCUGAGCAACUCGUGUUCAACUCGGUGACCAACUGCCUGGGCCCGCGCAAGUUCCUGCACAGCGGCAAACUCUACAAGGCCAAGAGCAACAAGGAGCUGUAUGGCUUUCUAUUCAACGACUUCCUCCUGCUGACUCAGAUCAUCAAGCCCCUGGGCUUCUCGGGCUGCGACAAGGUGUUCAGUGCCAAGUCCCACCUGCAGUACCGCAUGUACAAGACCCCCAUCUUCCUGAACGAGGUGUUGGUGAAGCUGCCUACAGAUCCCUCGGGAGAUGAGCCCAUCUUUCACAUCUCCCACAUCGACAGGGUCUACACCAUCCGGGCCGAGAGUAUCAACGAGAGGACUGCUUGGGUGCAGAAGAUCAAGGCAGCUUCGGAGCUCUUCAUCGAGACAGAGAAGAAGAAGAGGGAGAAGGCUUACCUGGUUCGCUCACAGAGGGCCACGGGCAUCGGCCGGCUGAUGGUAAACAUUGUGGAGGGCAUCGAGCUGAAGCCCUGCCGCUCCCACGGUAAGAGCAACCCGUACUGCGAGGUGACGAUGGGUUCCCAAUGCCACAUCACCAAGACCCUGCAGGACACGCUCAACCCCAAGUGGAACUCCAACUGUCAGUUCUUCAUCAAGGACCUGGAACAGGACGUGCUGUGUGUCACCGUGUUUGAGAGAGACCAAUUCUCUCCUGACGAUUUCUUAGGCAGGACAGAGAUCCGUCUGGCGGACAUUAAGAAGGACCAGGGCUCCAAAGGGCCCAUCACCAAGAGGCUGCUGCUCCACGAGGUGCCCACAGGAGAGAUUGUCGUACGACUGGACCUGCAGCUCUUCGAGGAGCCCUAGCCCAUCCCAGUUCAUCCCAGCCCUGCUCAGCUCAGCCGAACCCAGCCUAGCCUAACACCCAUAUACUGUACCCCCCCCCCUCCCCAAAACCCGUUAUCCCUGCCCGAAGACUCACCAAGCUCUAGUGACAAUCCCCAACGGCCCAGCCCCACACUCGCGUGUGUGUGUGUGUGUGUGUGUGUGUGUGUGUGUGUGUGUGUGUGUGUGUGUGUGUGUGUGUGUGUGUGUGUGUGUGUGUGUGUGUGUGUGUGAAUGAAUGUCUGCAGAAGGGUUUUAAUUAUGUUGUGGGUUUUUUUCUCCUCUUUAUGAUUUGUAUCAUUAUGGUGUAUAUAUGAUAUCAUGAUUCCACUAUUAUUUGAUUGAACAAAAUGAUGAAGCAUUCCACAGCUAAUCUAAAAUCUCAAAGGCCGUCUUAUAACGCAAUGAACCUUUGAGACAUGAUAUACUGUGGAGAAAUGUUUGAACAACACAUAUGAUCAUUGCUUGUGCAUUGUAUGUCUUAAAGAGCCACCCUGUGGCAUUAACACCUGGGGCGUGUUCAUUAGUAAACAAGCGGAAGAAAACGGACAAACCGGGCGAGACUCCCUUGUCCAAUAAUAAACGUUAAUUUUCUUUUCACGUUGCAACACGUUUUAAAAUGCCUUCCGUUGUGUGGCCAAAUGAACACCACCCAGGUGACCACACUUGUUGUGCCAUCCCUGUGACAACAUACGGCAACCUCCCAUAUAACCUUUGACACUGUGUUCAUGUUUAUAAACAUACGGCUAUUAUGUCAUUGCAGGUCAGACAAUUUCAAAAGCUUGUCUGAAGCCCAUCUAAUAAUUCCCCUGGUUGUUUUAGCUGGAACCUCUUCCCUUGUAUUUCUUUCAUUCAAACGUGACCCAGGUUUCGAGUUAUUUGUUCGUUUCUGUGUACGUCUGUUUGAGACCUGGGUACAAAAGCAGGUACAGUACAUAAGUGAAUGUGAGGAGGAGAGCUAUACUUUGUGAUAUACCUUCAAAGGUUUGGUGAGACACUUUGGAAAAAUGUGUUAGGGAAUUAAAGAGCUGUUGUGUUAGUAUACUACAGUAUGCUGAGACUGAAAAUGAAGCUAUUAGCAAUCUUUACACUGUAUCUUUAUAUGGUCCACAUAUUGAGCAUUGUGUUUUAGAUUGGAAAUUCAAAUGAAAGGCCAGACGAAAUGUUUGGGUGUAUUUGAAACAUUACAGAAGUACUGUACGAAAGUACACGCUAUCAAAUUGGCUUAGCCCAAAAUAUAUUGUUGUACGGUUUGAAGGAAAUUGAAGAGCAGAUUUCCUGUUUUCUAAAUGAUGUGUAAAUGAGUGCCGAUUUCUAGUUACAUUUGCAGCGUAGGCCAAGAUGAUGGAGUAGCAAUGUACUAAAAAUUAUUCGUUUUUUGAUGGUUAGAAGAAUCAUACGGUGAUGUCAGGAAUGUUUUUGUACUUGUUCCGAAAAAUUCUGUUACUUUCAACGCAUUCAUAUCUUCACGUUUUGUAUGUAUAUUUUAGUUGUUUUAAUUAAAUUUUUUCGUACGGCAAAAAAGCACCAUUUAAUAUAGAGUGCUAUAUUUAUGUGUUGGAAAGCCAUUUUGUAGGUGUUUUGGAGACUGCGGUCAGGCUUUGUUAUGAUGGACAUAUUCCGCCAAUGCUGUAACUGUUUGUGAAGAGGAGGCAUUUCAGGUUAAUUCAAUGUGGGUCUCAAAUGAAUAUAUUUCCUUUGCAAGAGAACAGGAAUUAUUUUUUUUGUUUUGUGUGGCACUGUGUUCAGUUGAACAACACUGUAUGACAUAUUUAUUGACGUUAAGACCAUUCGGACAAAAGGGAAAUAUCAGCCUCCAGGUUGCUGCAAUAUGCAAUCUACUCCGAGGUAUGAGACCAUUUGAAUCUUUCAUAGGGUCUUAUCUGUUCUUUUGUUCUUUAUGGCGACCCUCCCAUUAUCUUGGGUUCCGCGUUCGAAAGGAGAUGUACAAGGAUAUCCGAAGGCAGCAGAGACGACUGACUUCAGUCUGUUAAGUCUGACAAUGUUAGCAUAGUUUGUCUAAUGUUAGUUUAAUGUAUGUUGUUGUUGUUACCAGCUAUGUGUCCGUGUAGAUAAUGUACAAAUACUAGUGAAAUUCCACUGCCGUGUUAGUGAGAGUGGUCAAGGAGAACUGCGUUUGCAGAGCCUGUGUUCCUUAUGUGUAUGUCUAGGAGGGAGUGAGUAACAUUAACUUACUAUUCUCGAGUGCUUUUGGGUUUGUGCUGGGUCUCUAUUCAAGUUGGAGGACUUAGAUUAUAGCGUGCGACCUGUACCGCCACUCCUUCCCGGUUACCCCACAGUAGUGCCCUUUUAACGUUCACUCUAAAACCAGUGAUGGUCUCUCUUCUUUUUAAUGAGCAAAGUCUUAACUGAUAAAAAGUACAGUAUGUGAAUAUGUUGAAAUAUUUGAAAGGAGUAUAAGUAAUAUAUUACAACAACUAGCGUAGAAUAAUGUUGAUGACAAUGUAUUGUUAUCAAGGUAUGAGAAGUGUAUUGUCUUUAAAUGUUGAAAAUAAAAUUAGAUUGGACCAAUGAGUUUGA
This is a messenger RNA of Oncorhynchus keta (chum salmon), 8343 nucleotides long. Its product is annotated as intersectin-1. The transcript is spliced from 41 exons. Gene Ontology annotation, biological process: positive regulation of Rho protein signal transduction; intracellular signal transduction. The coding region runs from base 406 to 5784 and encodes 1792 amino acids. Gene Ontology annotation, molecular function: calcium ion binding; protein binding; guanyl-nucleotide exchange factor activity. Lineage: Eukaryota; Metazoa; Chordata; Actinopteri; Salmoniformes; Salmonidae. The record is from RefSeq and is a predicted model, not a curated record.